AUGGAAGAUGGUUUUCAAGGUUCUCACCGUUGCUUCAAUGAAUGGAUGAACCUCCAAGAGCAAGACCUCUCGGAGCUCCUCCAGUCGCUUAGCCUCAAUGAUGCUGAUGGAGAUGAUCACACUGCGGACCUGCGCGAACUUGUUGACAAAAAUAUUAGGCACUUCCAAGAAUACGCUAGCCAGCGAGCCAGGCUGGCUAGGAACCAUGUCUCCCCCUUCUUCUCGCCUACCUGGUGCACUUCACUUGAGGGCUCCAUGUUGUGGGCUGGAGGCUGCAGACCGUCGAUAUUUGUAAGGCUUGUUUAUGUUCUUUCUGGGAAGGAACUGGCAUCCCAUUUGGACGAAUAUCUUCAUGGUGGUAGAAGUGGUGGGCUUGGUGAGCUCUCAGCGAGUCAAAUCAACUCAAUUAACAGUUUGCAGCUCAGGACAAUCCAGCAGGAAGAUAAGCUAUCUGCAAACUUGGCCAGUAUACAAGAGGAGAUGGCGGAUCAGCCUAUUUUCAUCAUUGCCAAGGAACUGGCAGCAUGCAGCCAGACCAGCACCGAAGCGGAUGAGGCACUGAAUGCCCUUACCGCCUCCUUGAUCGGUGUGUUGGGAGAGGCUGAUAGUCUGCGGUUAAAUACGCUGAAGGAGCUGACGAGUAUACUGACCCCAGUUCAGUCUGUGGAUUUCAUAGCCACGGCAAGAAAGCUUCAUCUUUGCGUCCAUGCAUGGGGCAGGAGGAGGGAUCGUGAGCAUGGGAGGCACUGA
This is a messenger RNA of Sesamum indicum (sesame), 750 nucleotides long. NCBI's taxonomy places the organism in Eukaryota, Viridiplantae, Streptophyta, Magnoliopsida, Lamiales, Pedaliaceae. The record is from RefSeq and is a predicted model, not a curated record.